Molecule: messenger RNA, 4529 nt
Organism: Siniperca chuatsi (mandarin fish)
Lineage: Eukaryota; Metazoa; Chordata; Actinopteri; Centrarchiformes; Sinipercidae
Gene: p3h2
Product: prolyl 3-hydroxylase 2
Exons: 15
Coding region: 1200-3245 (681 amino acids)
Biological process (GO): collagen metabolic process
Cellular component (GO): endoplasmic reticulum
Molecular function (GO): L-ascorbic acid binding; protein binding; procollagen-proline 3-dioxygenase activity
Source: RefSeq, a predicted model, not a curated record
UGAAGAUGAAAACAAACACCUGGGGAUUUCCACGUAACAUCUGUCUACACUAAGCUCAAGUACACUAUCUACAAUGCAUUGUUUAUUUAUUUAUUUAAGAUUCACACAUGUCUGUUUUCGUCCUGAAUAAAGAGCUGAGAGAUCGGUUUUAACACAGUUCAGUGAUUAAACUGCUCAUAACUGAAAAUGCCUGCAGAGGGAGACAGUCUCCUUUAAGUGGACAGUGUCUGUCUGUCGUCACGCUCACGUUGAACCCCUAGACAAAAGAAACUUCAAGAAGACAGCAGGCAUCUAUGCAUACAUAUCCAACCAAUUGAUUGGGGAGGGACAUCAAUUUUUAAAAAUCAUCAUCUAAUGUCUAUUAGGCAACUCAAAUAUUUGAAACUGUCCACUUAUUUAUUUUUUAUUAUUCAUUGGCUAAUUUAACAGGGCCAAUGCACAUAAAUAAACAAGAGGCUGAUCGUCUGUAGUCCCUGGACAGAUGUUAAAAAGUCAUCCUAAAAAAGAAAAUAAGAUUGAUAUUACAAACUUAUUGACUUCUUAUCUUUGCACCAUUUUACUUAAGUACAGGGCUAUUUUGAUAAUUAAUUAAUUUAGCUUGUUUAAUCAAAAUAGUUUUAAAUAGUCACAUUUUAGUUUAAUCUAUUGCUGCCUGUUUUGAAGUGAAGUCUCUUUUUGUAUUUGGUGCCGUUUACUCAACAUAGACACGUUCCUUUUUCAGGCAUUGUUGCAGUCACUUGAUCCAUCGAGUAGAAAUCCCCACUUUUUCUUUUCAAAGUUUCUUCAGAUCUGCAGCGGAGCCUUUGAAGAUUUAACAUUUUCCUCAUGGGACAGUAACUCAAGAUGUUUUUUAAAAAGAAAAGCACAACUGUCGCUCAAAUUUAAUUUUUCGUGUGGUGGAAUAAAGUGAAAUCCAAGUAUUGUUGUUGAUGUUUGUGGCGACCCACGGGACUCCCUGAAGGACCCCUAAGCGCGAGCUGUGAUUGUAUUCUGCCCAUUCAUUUCUUGGAGGGGAGGAGUUAACGGAGCCAGAGAGGGUCAUAACAAAAUGUGUGUCCCCGACUAAAGCAACAUUAUUUCCGCCCUGGUCCGGUGCUGAGUAUCUCUGCGAGGAGCAUUUAAAUGGACUCUGAAACGAGCCAAGGCUGAUUAUUGUUGGGACUGACCGCCGCUCCUCACUGUCUGAACCGAAGCAGAGGAUGGAUGCAAACUUUUCCCCGGCUGCUAUCUUGUCAGUGGUCCUGCUAACCGCCGUGUUGUCAUCCUCUACAGCUUUUCUGGAGCCUUACGACCUUUUAUAUGACAAUGCGGUGCAGGCAUUUUACAACAGCGACUAUAAAAAUGUGGUGCGCUACAUGGAGGGAGCGCUCAGCAGCUACACACAAGUCCGGCGCACUAGAGUCCGGUGCCGUCUGAGGUGCCAGGACCAGCAUCCGUUUGAUGAAACCUUCUCGGACCUGCGCUUCUCCGACGUGGUCCUCCGGAGAGCAGCGUGUAUGAAUAAAUGCAUCGAGGAGAUACUUGGCUCGCAGUCGGUGCAUAAAGUCAGCGAGGAUGUAGUGCAGGACUUCCACAGGAGGAUCCCCUACAACUAUCUUCAGCUGGCUUACCAGAAGUUGAAGCAGCCUGACAAGGCAGCAGCGGCAGCUCACACCUACUUCCAGGCCAACCCAGAACAUGUGGAGAUGGGUCAGAACCUGGAGCAGUACAAAGACCUGCAGGGCGUUAAGGCGGACCACUUUGUGGACCGAGAAGCCCGGCCUCACCAGCACUCCUUCACAGCAGCAGUGAGGUUGUAUGAUAAAGGCGAUUACGAAGGUGCCAUCGCUCUGUUUGAGGAGGCUUUGGUGGAGUACUAUAAAGCAGACGUGGAGUGUCGGGCCCUGUGUCAAUGGCCGCAGAGGUUUGAGGGCUACGACUACCUCCGCUACCGUUACAGCCUCCAUGAACUCAUAUCAGAUCACUUCACUCAGGUGCUGCACUGUGAACAUGAGUGUGUUCGAGACCUCGCCACCCGGCCAGGCCGUCUCUCACCCAUGGAGAACUACCUGCCUCUGCACUAUGACUACCUUCAGUUUGCCUACUUCCAGGUGGACAGGCUGAAGGAGGCGCUACAGUGUGCUCUGACCUACCUGUUAUUCCAUGAGGGAGAGGAGUUCGUUACGGACAAUGUGGAAUACUACAGAGAGGUGCUGGGACAUGAUGGCAAGCCGAGAGAGAAAGCUGCAUGGUACCUGAGGAGGCACAAACAAGAACUGGAGCUCCUUCUUAUUGGCAGUAAAACCAUGGGUGUGGAUUUUACGGAAGGGAAUUACUGGAGCAGCACAGGUGGAAGAGAUGACUCAAACAGAAUUCCCUCUGGCACAGACGGCUGGAUGGAGUAUGUUCCCAUCUCAGAGAAGAAGAACGUCAGUGUUGCUGCUCCACAGCAACUCAAAGAAGGUGGUCCUUUGGUGUAUGACAGUGUGCAGCUGGUGCAGAACUCUGCGGCCUUGAACGGGACCCAGCGAGUGCUGCUGGAUCAUGUUAUAUCUGAGGAGGAGUGUUCAGAACUCAGACACCUGGCACAUGCUGUCACCAUGGCAGGAGACGGUUACAGAGGGAGGAUGUCUCCACACACUCCCAAUGAGAAGUUUGAAGGAGCCACUGUACUCAAAACCCUGCAGUACGGCUACGAGGGCAGAGUGCCGAUGAGGAGUGCUCGCCUGUUCUACGAUAUCAGUGAGCGAGCGAGACGGGUUAUCGAGUCUUACUUCCUGCUCAACUCCACCUUGCACUUCUCCUACACACACCUUGUGUGCCGGACAGCCAUCACAGGCCAGCAAGAUCACAGGAAUGACCUGAGCCAUCCCAUCCAUGCUGACAACUGUCUGCUGGACCCAGAGGCCAAUGAGUGCUGGAAGGAACCACCAGCAUAUACCUACAGAGACUACAGUGCACUGUUAUAUCUAAAUGGAGAUUUUGAAGGAGGGGAGUUCAUAUUCACAGAAAUGGAUGCCAAAACGGUUACGGCAUCAGUGAAGCCCAAGUGUGGCAGGAUGGUGGGUUUCUCCUCCGGAGGGGAGAAUCCACAUGGUGUGAAGGCCGUCACCAGCGGGCAGAGGUGUGCUGUUGCUCUGUGGUUCACCCUGGACCCGCUCUUCAGAGAACUGGAGAGACUGCAGGCAGAUGAGGUGAUCCAGGCGUUGGACACACAGUCUGUGUGGGGCCAGGGCCUCAACAUCAACCCUAAAGAUGAACUGUAGGAGCAGAAAAACACCUGCAUCCCACCCCAUCCCCUUCUGUCAAAUCCUUCUAUACAUUUUAACUAUUUAUUGAAUUGACCUUUGGAUGAGAACAUUUCUAUUUUUGUACUGUUUGAAGUGCAAGAUUAAUAAUAUUGUCAUUUUUUGCGUUGUCAGUUGUAUGGUUGUUGUUAUUUUGUUGUUUUUUUUUUUUUUUGCAUAAUUCUCUACACACCAGUACUUGAGUUAAUCUUUGGUUCUUUGUCUUUCCUUGCAGCAACAGCUUCUAGUAGAGAAAAAAAUCCAAUUCACUUUGUUUUGUUGUAUCUGGUGAGUUAGCAAAGUAGAAGUUUCAUGUAAGACAUAAUCUCACUGAACUGUGAAGAAGCCAAAGAGAAGAACGGUGGUUGACAUUUUUUUUGCUUUUAGUUGUGCUUGUUCUUGUUCUAGACAACAUAUUCAGUGGGUUUUAUUCAAAAACACUAUGUACAGAUAAAAAAAAUACAUUCAUUUUAGAGGUCAGUAGUUCAAAAUAAUAUUAGAUUCAAUCUUCACAAAUGUUACUGUUACAUUUGCUAUUACUAACUACAUUAUGUUAUUGACAACAAUGUUACAAUGUGCCAGUAAUAAUUCUUUUCAACAUAGGCAGUGCACUGAUUUUCUAAUUUGGGUAUCUAAUUUUCAAAUAGCAGUCAUAGAAAGAAUUUAAGAAAGAGAUGUGUUCUAAUAUGCUGAAUAUUUAAUGAUCAUGCACUCUGUCCUUCUGUGUGUCAAGUCUGAAACUGAAAAUGUCUCUUGUUACUGCUUUGUCCAUUUUCCCUCUUGUUGUUGGCGUGAUAAAUCACUCCCCUCCUUUCUGGGCACACAGAGCAGAAUACUGGUUUACAUGUUCACUGACAUGAGAACAUGGUGUAUGUGUUUAUGGUUUACUUUUAUUUAUGUGUUUUUAAUAAUAGACAGCUGCUGUUGUAACUGUCGGCAUUUAAUAUGAGGAACUUUUAUUCAUAAAAGAUGUCAUCAUUCCUGUUUCAAGGAAUACAUAUUUGUUUGGUCUUUUAUUUCUUUAUAUUUGUGUUGAUGAUACAGAUGAUAGGCCAAGUCGUGCACUGUAAAUCCAAUGGAAAGAAACAUAUAAAGUAGUUUUUUUUUCUACAUAGAUUCAAACUGCUAACCAGAAACUUAAUCCUUUCGUUUUAUGAGGUUGGCCACUUUUGUUUCACUGAUAUUUAAUUCUGAAAUGCUGUAGCACACAAAAAUGUAUGUGUACAUGCCUAUAAAUUAAAAACAUAAUAUUCCAUAUCUAUA